Messenger RNA from Sclerotinia borealis F-4128, 855 nucleotides. NCBI's taxonomy places the organism in Eukaryota, Fungi, Ascomycota, Leotiomycetes, Helotiales, Sclerotiniaceae. The record is from the annotation of a GenBank genome assembly.
AUGUCUAUCAUACCUGCCGCCGAGAUACCAACUGUAUCACUUCUUUAUCACUUGAAGAAGUUGACCCCCUACAUAGCAGAUACCACAGACGAACUUGCCCCAGCUCCAAACCAAUCCUUCAAUGACCGCAUCGGCUUGAUUCGUGGUGACAUCACCCAUCUCGAAGUUGAUGCGAUUGUCAAUGCUGCAAACAAUUCUUUACUUGGUGGAGGAGGUGUUGAUGGAGCUAUCCAUUGUGCUGCUGGACCAGAUUUAUUGGAAGAAUGUCGAACUUUGAAUGGUUGCAGGACUGGAUCAGCCAAGAUCACUGAUGCAUAUGAGCUUCCGUGCAAUAAGGUCAUUCAUGCUGUCGGUCCAGUCUACGACAGAUAUAGGCCUGAAGUUUCCGAGGAAAAUCUUGAAGGAUGCUACAAAACAAGUUUGGAUCUCGCGGUCGAAAAUAAUUGCAAGACUAUUGCUUUCAGUGCUUUGAGCACCGGAGUGUAUGGUUAUCCGAGUGAUGAAGCUGCUCCUACCGCACUUAUGGCUGUCAGGAAAUUUCUUGAAAGUGAGAAGGGUUCGAAGAUGGAAAAGAUCAUUUUCUGCACGUUCGUCUCUAGGGACGUUGCUGCUUACAAUGAAUGGCUUCCACGUAUUUUCCCCACAACCGAACCUAAUGCCGAGGAGGAAUGGGAGGAGAUUAUUGAGUCUGGAUCUGCUGAGAAUGGAGCUAUGUUGGAGCAGGGUACCGUUGAUAUCAAGGACGAGACAGAGACUAGUCAGGUUGAGCUUCCUGAUGUUCCAACCAAGGAGCCGGUUGAGGAUGAGGGACAUACUGCAAAGAAACAGAAGUUCGAGGAUGAUGAGAAGUUGUGA